AUGAUUAUUAUUGUUCCUUUCAUCAAUGACAAUUCAUUCGGACAUUCAUGUUCAGUAUGUGACAGGUUGUGGUAUAAAAACGAUUUAAAAAAGCCAUCUGGUGAACAUAAGGAUAUUCUCACAAAAAUUAUACCAAAUAUACCUAUGGCAAAUACUCAGCUUUGUAAUACAUGCGUCCAGGCUUUAAAUAAAAAUAAUAUACCAUUGAUGUCAACGUACAAUGGUUUCAAAUUUCCGGAAAUGCCUGAAAAUUUACCAGCAUUGGAUUUAAUAUCAGAAAGGCUCAUAUCACCACGUAUUCCUUUUAUGCAAAUUAGAAGAUUGAGGCAUGUAAAUGGUCAAUAUGGUAUUUACGGUCAAAUAAUAAACGUGCCUGUUUCAGUUAAUAAUAUGGUUAAAUCAUUUCCAAGAAAUGUUGAUGACGAUUAUUGUAUAAAUGUCCAUAUUAAGCGUAAAAAAAUUCAUCGAUCUAGUUAUUUACACGGUAUUAUCAACGAACGUACAAUCAAAACUUGGCUGCGAUUUUUAAUUUCAACUCCGUUGUACACAAUGUACGAUAUUAAAAUUGAUGAUUCAUUUUUUACUGAUAACCAAAUUGACGACCAAAUUCAACAAGCUGAUAUCAGCGAACAUAUACCGAUAGAAGAAAGUUUGACAGCACAACAACAGACAUUAAUGUGGGAUGAAGAACAGUACUUACGCAUUGCACCUGGUGAAGAAAAUGCACCUCAAAGUUUAUUAUUUGAUGAACACGCUGAAGAACUUUCUUUUCCAGCGGUUUAUUUGGGUCAGUUCCGUAAUUUUAAGGAUGAUGUCAAAGUAACACCAUUCGCGAUGGCUUCUAGUGAACUUAGAAGAUCUGAUCGUCGUGCGGUGACACCAUAUCAUUUAUUGUAUAUGGCAAUGAAAAUUAUGAGAAUUCGAGUUCGUGACUCUCUUACAAUAGCUUUCAAGCACGUUGGUAAAGAUACUAAAAUCACUAGACAGCAAAUAGAAGAUGAUGAGUACAUUCAUAAUUGUAUUGAAACCAAUCUUGCAUUUUUAAGAUCAAUUCCAAAUUCUACUUGGUAUUGGAUGGAUCGUAAAAAAGAUCUUUUUGCUAUGAUCAGACAGUUUGGGAAACCAACUGUAUUUCUUACUGUCAGUGCCAAUGAAAUAGGGUGGAAUGAUCUGCUUCAAAAGCUGUACAAACUUAAACACAACGGUGAAUCGACUAUUUCUGAAGAAGUUGCUGAAAUUUUACACUAUCUGGAAAAAACAACACUUGUCAACGAGGAUGCAGUUACAUGUGCUAUACAUUUCAACAAAUUAGUUAAUGUGUUGUUAAAAAUUUUAACAUCACCAAAAAUUAGUCCAUUUGGAAAGUACUAUGUUGUCCACUACUUUAAACGCAUUGAGUUUCAGCAUCGUGGUAGUCCACAUGCUCAUACACUACUGUGGUUGGCUAAUGCUCCAUUGGAUGCACUCGAUAAAAAUAAAUUAGAUGCUAUCACAUUAAUUGAUUAUUUAAUAUCUUUUUCAUCUCAAGAAGCAUCAAACAAUAUUAAAUUACAAACACACAAGCAUACGUUUACAUGUUACAAAAAAAUAGUUGCAAAUAAACCUCAACAAUGCAGAUUUGAAGCGCUUUUCAUGCCUAGUAGAUCUACUACAAUACUAUCACCUAUGCAAAAAGAUGAACCAAAUUUCAAAGAUUAUGCUCAACAUUAUAACAAUAUUCUUCGAGCUGGAAUUAAACGACCAAGAGUAUUUGUCAAACGUCAACCUUGCGAAAAGUGGCAUAACCCCUUCAAUCCGUUCGUAUUCAACAUCGUUCGAUCUAAUAUGGACAUCCAGUUUAUCACUGAGGAAUACUCCUGUGCUAAUUAUGUCGCGGAAUAUGUGAAUAAAACAAACCGUGGUGUUAGUCAUUUACAACGACAAAUUAUUGAAAUUAUGGAUGAGCAUCCUGAAUUUGAUGUUGUUGAAAUAACAAGAAAAAUAGGCGUAAAUAUGCUUAACGGUGUGGAGAUCACUAGUCAAGAGGCUGCUUGGUAUUUGUUACGGGAACCAAUGUCAAAGUGUUCAACGGUUGUUACUACUAUUCCAACUAUGUGGCCAGUUGAUCGUCAAAGAAUAAAAAAGACACAAAAAGAAUUAGAUGCGUUGGGCAUUGGAGCCGAUUCAACAAAUAUUUGGAAAGAAAACUGGUUUGAUAAAUAUAAACGCAGACACGAAGACUUGGAAAAUGUUACUUUAGCUCAAUUUGUUGCUGUUUAUACUAUUAAAUCUAAUGGCACUUACACAAAAAGAAAAGCCCCACGUGUUAUUCGUUAUCGGAAUUAUGACAUGGGAAAAGAUCUGAAUGAAUAUAAACGUGAAAUGGUAACCUUACACUUUCCCUUUCGAAACGAAGAUGAAGAAAUACUCGCUGAAAUAAAAUUUAUCGAAAUAUACAACAACAAUGAGAAUAUAAUUUUAAAUAGACGCAAGGAGUUCGAAUCUAAUUUGGAUACACAAAAGACAAUUGAAAUUUGUCGAAAUUUGUGUCGAGAAGAUGAUUUUCAAGAUGAAAACGAAGUGCAAGAUGUCGUCAACGUGAUGCCUGAUCCAAAUCCAUUUCAAAAUUUAUACGAUAAUCCUAUUUCUGAUGUGAAUAGUGAUCUUCGAUUAGCUGUACUCAACAAACUGGGUCCCAUUGCUAAAAAACGAGAAAAUUUAAUGCCAAAUGCCGAAUUUUUCGAGUUGAUGAGGAUGGCAAAUGAUAAACAACAAGAACUUUUGCUACAUGUUAUCUCAAAUCUAUUAAGCUCAAAUAGUGAUCCAUUCCAAAUAUUUUUUACAGUACCAGCAGGAUGUGGAAAGACUUUCGUUAUAAAACUUCUCAUGGAGAUUUAUAACCGCUUCACUGAUAACGAUGGGUAUUGCAACUCUUACAUUGCUUGUGCUUCAACAGGUAAAGCUGCUGUUGCAGUAGACGGGACUACUGUGCAUACUGCUUUAAAAGUAAGUUUGUCCAAGUUACUUCCCCUAAGUACUGAAGUAGCUCAUCAAUACAGAACAUUAUUUAAAUACGUUAAAGUAUUAAUUGUUGAUGAAAUCAGUAUGGUCGGAGCUGAAUUACUUGCUCAAAUUGACUCACGUUUAAAACAGAUUACAGGAAAUAUUAAUAUCAACUUUGGAGGUAUAGAUGUCAUUUUCAUUGGAGAUUUACGCCAGUUACCACCAGUUAGAGCUACUCCAAUCUACAAACAACAAAAACAAAGAAUUGUUGGACCUGUAUUGUGGCGUGGAUUGAAAUUUUAUGAGCUCAAGCAAGUAAUGAGACAAGCAAAUCAACAGUUUUCUACAAUCUUAACUAAAAUUGGAAAUGGUGAACAACUUGACGAUUUCGAGUUAAACUUAUUAGAAUCACGUUUUGUAACUAUUCAAGAAGGAGAAACUAAAUGUCCACAUGGGAUCCGAUUAUUCAAUACAAAUGAAGCUGUACCGAAAGAUGUAUUCAUUGGUUGUACUUCGGCAGAGCAAACUACUUCCUUUCGUCAAAAACUACACAAAAUAUCAUUAAUUGAUACUGGAGGAUUACCAUACGAAACUGUAUUCGUGGUAAACGUCUUCUACAUGAUAACAACAAAUAUAGAUGUGUCUGAUGGCUUAGCAAAUGGGGCUGUUGGUAGACUAGUUUAUAUAGAAUAUAAUGAUGAUAGAGACGUAAAUGUUGUGUGGCUUGAGUUCCCGAACUCAUUAAAGAUUGGUCAAAAAAUUCGAAGAAAAGUCGCUGGACAUGUAGCUGCGCAUCAAAUUAGUAAAACAGCAGUGCCUAUCACGAGAAGAUCUUCGACUAUUCCUCUAAAUAACAGUAAAACAAUAAAUGUUAAACGUUCACAUUUACCUUUAGUUUGCGCUUGUGCAACAACUAUUCAUAAGUCGCAAGGAAGUACAUACCCUGAAAUUGUCUAUGAAUAUAAAAAAAAGCAUCCCUGGUCAUUAGUUUAUGUCGCUUUAUCACGCGUUACAAGUAUCGAUGGGUUAUACAUCACUACAAGAGACAAUGAUAAAACAUUUUUUCAUGGACGAAGACCUUCAACUGCAAUCGCUAAUUUACGAAAUGAAUUUCAAAGACUCUUGAAUAAUCGUUUGAAUACUAUCAUUCAAUAUAAACGACCAAAUCGUCGAGCUGGAGGCGUUGCUAUUUAUCACGGUGCAAACGAUACUACAAGUAUUAUUACUCCUUGUAUUGACAUGACAGUGAGACAGUCCGAAUUUGUAAGUUCAUCAACGUCGCCAGUUGGUAAAUUUUGCGUAGCUGAGUGUAUAAUGGAAGAUGUAUCUACAACACGGCAUGGCACCACUAUUGAUGCUGUAUUUACAAGAUAUUUAUCUAACGUUUCAACGAGAUCAUUUAUAUCAUAUUUUAGUUACCACAAACCUCUUGUUACUCACAUGCCUAUUCAAUCACUACCAGAAGAAUCUGCGAAUAUAGAAUAA
Cotesia glomerata is the source of this 4467-nucleotide messenger RNA. RefSeq lists its product as uncharacterized. Bases 1 to 4467 code for a protein of 1488 amino acids. The record is from RefSeq and is a predicted model, not a curated record. Lineage: Eukaryota; Metazoa; Arthropoda; Insecta; Hymenoptera; Braconidae. Gene Ontology annotation, molecular function: DNA helicase activity. The transcript is spliced from 5 exons. Gene Ontology annotation, biological process: telomere maintenance; DNA repair.